AUGGGAAGCUGCUGGGGAGCCCAGACACAUACACUAAGAACUACUGCAAUGGCCUUAUGCCUAUCAACAGCCAAAUACGCAUCACCAGUAUGGGGGAGAUCUGUCCACUCAAAACAAAUUGAUGUCACACUAAAUGAAACGUGCCGACUGGUGACAGGUUGUCUAAGAAAUUCCAAAGUUGAAGAAAUAUAUGUACUUGCUGGAAUUGCCCCACCGGCAAUCAGGAGGGCAGUGCAAGCAGAUUGGGAGAGGACUAAGAUGACGAAAGAUGACAGACAUCCAAUGCAUGGAAUUGAAGCAAAUAAUUUCCGGCUAAAAUCAAGAAACAGUUUCCUAAAAAAAGACGAAAUGCUUAAAAACAACUAA
Molecule: messenger RNA, 366 nt
Organism: Macrosiphum euphorbiae (potato aphid)
Lineage: Eukaryota; Metazoa; Arthropoda; Insecta; Hemiptera; Aphididae
Source: the annotation of a GenBank genome assembly